Messenger RNA from Solenopsis invicta (red fire ant), 6586 nucleotides. Its product is annotated as G protein-activated inward rectifier potassium channel 3. Bases 2371 to 5670 code for a protein of 1099 amino acids. Gene Ontology annotation, molecular function: inward rectifier potassium channel activity. Gene Ontology annotation, biological process: potassium ion import across plasma membrane; regulation of monoatomic ion transmembrane transport. The transcript is spliced from 8 exons. The record is from RefSeq and is a predicted model, not a curated record. Gene Ontology annotation, cellular component: plasma membrane. NCBI's taxonomy places the organism in Eukaryota, Metazoa, Arthropoda, Insecta, Hymenoptera, Formicidae.
AAGAAAAGAAGAAGGAUGGAUGAAUUGCCGAAACUCUUUCGGCUUCCAGGAACUAUCGAGGAAGAGGAGAAAGAGGAACAACAGAGAGGAAGGGAAGCAAAGGAAUCGCUAGACAGCGCAACGGAAUCUCUUCUUCUAGGUCAAAAAAGCGUUUCGACACUUUCUACUUUACCGAGGAAUGUCACCCUUAUUAGGGUCAGCACUCAGAGCAGCAGUAUCGCCGGUGGUAUUGGUCGACAAGAUUCUACUAGAUAAUGCAAAUUCUAUCUGUGUAUUGAAAAUACAAAUCAAACAAAAUCAUGAGUCUGGUACAAAAGUAGCUGUUUAUUUUUGGAAGAGUGCCGCACUAAAAACGGGCAUAUCAUAUUUGCCAAAUAAUUAUCGGCGCCUCUGCUCGACAGGUGCUCUCUACAUAUAAAUGUGCGCGCAUAUCAUAUUGCUGCGAAGUGUUCAUUGGGACGGCACAUGUCAGCAAACUUAGCACGUGUACAUGCAGCGUACAGCCGUCAUUUAAGAGUAACGUCGAAUCUGAGAAGGACCUUAACAUAUUUGUCUCACGUAAAAGACUGAAGCGUACAUUUUGACGUUGCAACCUUGCAGAGACAUUUCAGACACAUGACGCCCACCUUGUACAUUUCGUGUGACGGAUAGUGUGACAACCUGCAUCAUAUGACUGUUACCGAUCAUGUGACUACUUCGUUAUAAUCACAGGAAAAGAAGAAAAACGAAAAGUAUGCAAAACUGUAUGUAGAGAAAGUGUGCAAUUAAAAGUAACAAAUUUAUCAUUAUUGUAAUUCUUACCGAGUGUGAUAUCAAUAUUACAAAUUGUUGCUAAAACAUCGUAUCCUAGACAAGUAUCACAAGGCAUUAAUCUGUUUUGCACCUAUGGACUGAAAUAUUAUAUUUCGAGCAUUCUUUUAUAAGAUGUGAUAUCACCCAGAGUAAAUUUUUUUUCAAAAAUUAUAUUAGAUCUUUAAAAAAUGGCUGAAAUUAUCACUAUUUCAUAACUUUUAACAUUUUAUCAAGUGCUUAGCAAAAUUGUAAGACAUUCACAAAUUAAUUAAAAUUUUUUUUCUGAUUUUGUUUUAAAGAAAGAGUUCUAGAAAAUCUUUAUGUCAAUUUCAAUAUUUUCCGAGUGUAACAAUUUUUUAAUUAACAGUUUUUUGUUUAAUUUUUGAAAUUUAUUGUCUUAAACUACAUAUAACUAUAACCCAUUCAGCUCAUGUCUUAUUACACUUUCGCGUGAUAUAUAAAUAUUAAAUUAUUAAAAGAUGUUUACAAAAACACCACAAUUAUUUGAAAUCUAAUAAAAUAAAUGAUUGUAAUCGAUAAUCUAUAUCAAAACUUUGUUGGACAGUCACAGAUUUGCCGAAAGCAAAACCAAUCAUCUGUUCGUCGUGCGCGAGUGACGUAAUCGACGCAAAUAAUCACCUUUUCUGUGUGAGAAUAGGAAGAAUAAAUAGCAUUUUGUUAACGACCGAUAAAUGGCGCUCAAUGCUUAGUAUGUAUAUAUAAGAUCGUAGAUGACCAGUUGCUCGCAACAGUUUAUCCUCCAGCGGUGGAUCUUCCACCACUACUACAUUCGUCUUCGUCGAUCAAAGCGCGCGUCAUCCAACUGAUCGAAUCAUCUCGGAAGAUUGAUCAUUUAUCAAUGAGUGCAGCGCAAAUUAGAAGACUAAUUCGAAACACAAACUUUAUUUAUAUGAAGUGAGGAAUCAUGAUUGAACACAAAGAUUGAGAAAGAAGAACAAAUGGCCGGCAAGCUUUCAUACAGAGAAGAAAUUCAAUAGAAGAAUAUUAACUGAUUAAAGAGAGAUGAGAAAUCUUCAAGAGCUUGAAAGAAGAGCUUUGCAAUGGGUAACUAUAAAUAUCCAUGGAAAAGAAAUUUGAAGAAAAAAGAAACGCACAAGUACUGAGGACUCAAUAAUUUCGCAUGUGUAUUUUUAAGAGACUAUCGUUUAAAGACUUGAAAAUUUAAUUUAAAAAUUCUUCGAUUGUGGCGAAAAGUCGCAAUAACGAUAAUAAAAAAUGGAUAUCUCCAUAGAGUCCAUACUAUAGUCUACACUAUUGAAUGUCUCGAAUGUCUUAUGGAAAUCAAAAGAAAUAUACAAAACAAAUUUUAAAAUAUUAAGAAAUUAUAAAUUAAGAUUGAAUGAAGAAAUAACUAUCACGAGAGAGAAGAGUGAUACUUUUUCAGAAUUCUGAAUCUUGAUAAAAUAAAUAUAUUGAUACGAGAAUAACACACAAAUGUUGAAUUCUAUUAAGAAAAGUGUUUGUUCUAAAUACCUUAAACGGACUACAUUCAUAGUUGUUCCGCUAUAAAGGAGUCAUAUACAAUAUUGAGAUUGACAUUGUGCGUUAUAGUGAGUCAUGAACGGGAUGAACGGUAACGUAUUGAAGAUGGUCGACAAGUCUUUGUCACCGGAUUGCGGGGAAGAACAAAAGCUGAUACCACCGACCACACCAACGACACCGAUGAUCGUACAAGUGACAAAGAAUCCGUAUUCUUCUUUAAAAUACAGGAGUCGAUACCGGGCUGGACCGACGCGGAAACUGCGUCGUCGCGCCGUCCUGAAAAAUGGCGAUUGCAACGUGUUGCAAUCGCGCAUCUCCCGACGAUCGCUGCGUUUUCUACAAGACAUCUUCACAACCCUAGUGGACACACAGUGGCGUUGGACAUUGCUGUGUUUCAUCUUGAGCUUUCUUCUAUCUUGGCUAGGUUUUGCGGUGAUUUGGUGGUUAAUAGCUUUCACCCACGGUGACUUUGAAGAGCACCACUUGCCACCUUUCCAAAUAGAGAAUAACUGGAUUCCGUGCGUCCUCAACAUUGCUAGCUUCACCAGCUGUUUCCUCUUUAGUAUCGAAACUCAACACACUAUCGGUUAUGGCAGCCGCUCCACUACCGAAGAAUGUCCUGAAGCCAUAUUUAUUAUGUGCCUUCAGAGUAUCUCUGGGGUCAUGAUCCAAGCUUUCAUGGUUGGUAUCGUAUUCGCUAAAAUGACUAGACCGAAACAACGUACCCAAACCUUGUUAUUUUCGCGAAACGCCGUAAUUUGUCAACGGGAUGGUGAACUCUGUCUCAUGUUUCGAGUGGGCGAUAUGAGGAAGAGUCACAUAAUCGGUGCAAGUGUACGUGCACAAAUGAUUCGCAGUAAGACGACCAAAGAGGGUGAAGUUCUAUCUCAACACCAGCAUGAGCUGGUGGUAGGUACCGAUGGUGAAAACGGCGAUCUGUUUUUCAUCUGGCCAGCCACCAUUAUUCAUCGGAUCAACGAAUCCUCGCCUUUCUUCAAUACAUCCGCUGAAGAUAUGUUAACCGAACGUUUCGAAGUCGUUCUCAUCUUGGAAGGUACCAUCGAGUCUACUGGACAAACUACCCAAGCUAGGACCAGUUAUCUGCCGCAGGAAAUUCUAUGGGGUCAUCGUUUCGACCCUAUGGUAAGCUACUCAAAGGAACGGCAAGGUUACGAGGUGGACUAUUCAUUAUUUAAUAGUACUACUCAAGUUGACACUCCGCUGUGCUCCGGCAAAGAGCUCGCAGAAUUUUAUAAAGCGCAGGAUGAUCUUCGUCAUGGAACUGGUGUUCUAAUCAACGAGGAUCAUUUAAUAAGAAGAGAAUGUGAUUGCAAUUGCCACCUGACCAACCAUCAGUGUCUACACUUGUCUCUGAUGCACUUGGAUUCUACAAGAAGCCAUAACAGUAUGGAAAACGAGUAUUAUUGGCAAAAUAUCUGUAAAUGUUCAAAUUGCAUUGUUUCAUACAAACCUCAAACCGCAAGUGUCAAUCGAUCGAAAAUGUUCGAUUUCGAUACCAUUCAGGUAAUGGAAAACGAAGAAAUGCAACAACUGCCGGAAGCGGUAAACAAGGAAAUUGUGAAAAACAGCCAGGUAAUUGUCUUUGAGGAAGAGGACAAAGUCUCAGAUAGGAAUUUCAUUAGACUGAACGAUGUAAAAAGUAAGUUUUUAAAUUGUAACGAGAAGAUUUCUUUUAAAGAAGGAAAAGAGGUUUUAAUGCAAACAGCUACGGAAAAAGAUAUGAUUGAUGAACAAAAUAAGAAAAGUAACCAAGAGGUCCAUGGAGCAGAGAAAAAUGAUGCUUCAAUGCGAACAAACUUAAUUAGAUUAAACAAAGACAAGGACAACAUUUUUAAGGGCAGUCAGAAGAUUUUAUUUAAACAGGGAAAAAGAGAUUUUUUAAAAAGCUACAAGAUCGGACUAAAAGAAGAUAAUACUAACAUACUGAAAAAUAGGCAAGACAUUAUGUACGAAGAUACUAAAGGCAACUUUUUGAAAAGAAAUAUGAUUUGGUCAAACGAGAAAGAUGCUAACAACUUUAAACACUGCCGGGAAGCCGUUUUUAAGGAGGAAGAAGGAACCAUAAAGAAAAAGCUGAUCAAAUUAGAUGAAAAGAACGACAAUAUCUUUAAGAAUCAUCAUAUUUAUAAAGAAGAGCAACUCGCUUUAAUCAAACAUAAAGAAAAUUCUGAAGAUGUUAGACAUUUGAUUAGGCGUACUCUAUUCAAACCCAAAAGAAAAUGUAAGACGAGAAAUAGUAAGUUUGCAAAAAAGAAAAUAUAUCUUGGAAAAAGACAGAGACUGCACAAUAAGAAAUUUCAAAUGAUCACGUUAGCAAAUCAAAAUCAGAAAAAUACAGAGAAUAUUUCUAUGAAAAAAAAACCAAAAUUAAAAGAAAAAAUGGUUAGAAGUUUAAGCGAUGACCUUUCGAUAAUAAAUGAUAAAACAUUUUUUAAAGAAUCUAUACAAAGUAAAAAUAAUAAAUUGAUUGAAUCAAUAGAUCAAUAUACAAAAAACUCGAAGAGUAAUCCUUUCUCAAUCGAGAAGCACAAUUCUUCAAUGAAACGUCAAAGAAGUUUCACUGAUUAUCUUGUCACGACAGAGAGUAGAAAAUCCAAAGAGAGUGCAACUAAAAAUAUGAGGGAUAUCAGAAUAUUAGAAAAAGAUCAAGAAUCUUUACAGCAAAUCCCCAAGUAUCCUGUGACAUCUUUAAAUCACUUAAACAGUAACACAAUUUUUAGCCAGCAAUUGAAUUAUGACUUUUUUAGAUUAAAAAAUGAUGAUCUCCAAGUGAAACAAUACGAUAAUAUCGCGUCAAUUAAAAUCGAGAACGAGAAAACUAUGAGAAAAUCUUCAUUACAUCACGUCGCCAAAAGAGCGAUGCAAAACAAACUUUAUUCUAAUAAUAUUUGCUCAAUGGUCUCUCCAGUUUAUGAUAUUUCAUCAAGUUUUUGCAAAAUAAUUAAGUCAGACAACUGUAGAGAACUUUUUACGAAAAAUAUAUUAAAGGAUGUUGAAACCACUGAUUCUGUAGAUAUCAAUUUGUCGCGAGAAAAUAUAAUAAGCGAUACAGAUAGUCCAAAAGAAUGUAUUAAAGAUCAUAUUGUCGAAUCAGUUAUUAGUAUAAAUAAUAGUAUUAGAAAUGAUGAGACUUUGGCUUCUUCACGCUUCAAUACAUCGUUUAUAAAUACCAUCGAUGAUGAAAAUAAUGUAACGAAAGAUACUUCAAUUAUUGUAAAACAAAUUAUAUGCUCGGAAAAUGAAGGACACAUUGAUGAGGUAAAAAAAAUAUAUAGAUGUCCAAACACAUCAUUUGAAAAAUUGAUUAACAAUUUUGAUGAAUCGGAGAAAUCGUCCUCGAUUGUCGAUAAAUAACUAAUCUGCGGAAAAAGAUGCAAUUAAAAUAUUGAUAAAGAGCUUCAAACAAAAAUUUGCAAUUUUAUAAAUGUUAAUGUAUUUUCUAAGGAUUUUAGGGAUGUUGAAUAUGCAGAAUUUGACAAUGGCUGUUGAGAAACAACCACAAAGUGACCACCACAAUAUUACAAUAAAUGACAGAAAAACUAAAUAUUUUUUGCAAACAAUAAUACAUCGUGUAAAAAUGUAGUUAAUUCUUAGGUAGCAAGCAGACGUUACUUUAAUGUUAGAUUUUAAACAUAUAUUAACCACAAUUGACGACUCUAACUCACGUCCUCGAGACAUACAAAUAACGGUUUAAUAUUACAGACAGUUGAUAUCAUAACGAUAAAAUUAUAGCAUAAUUAUGACCAAAAAAAGUGCUCGGGAAAUUCACAGUAUUUCCAAGCAAUCAACUAUCACAAUUUUUAUGUUAGAACUUUUAUUAAAUUGUACGAUGAAAUCUUGUAAAAAAAUUGUAAUUUGUAUAUAAAUAUGUAAUUAAGUUAUGCAAAAUUAUGCAAUUGCAUAGCACUUUAUUAAUACGGCUACUUAAGUGAGAUUUUCAUAUCGAAAUAUUUCUUCAAUACAUCAAAUGUCACUCUAGAGGGCCAUCAGAAACAUUAAAGAUAUUAUUUUAUCCUUGUUGUUUAAUGUUAAACAAAAAUAAAAUAAUCUCUAACGUUUCUAAACGCAAAAAAAUUCUAAACGAUAAAAAAUUAAGAUAUAUAAUUUUUAACAAAAUACUGUGUUUUUUAAACAAAAUUAAUUUUCUUAAUUUGUUUUUGGCCAUAUUACCACUCUGUUUUCUCUUUCACCUAUAUAUGAUACAAAGUGUUGUCACAUUUUUAUAAAUUAUGUCCUAUGUAAUAAAUAUUUCAUAACUUUGAGUUGAAAA